Messenger RNA from Capra hircus (goat), 4303 nucleotides. It is a transcript of the gene RGS6, whose product is annotated as regulator of G-protein signaling 6. The record is from RefSeq and is a predicted model, not a curated record. Gene Ontology annotation, molecular function: GTPase activator activity. The coding region runs from base 109 to 1764 and encodes 551 amino acids. Gene Ontology annotation, biological process: intracellular signal transduction; regulation of G protein-coupled receptor signaling pathway; G protein-coupled receptor signaling pathway. The transcript has 19 exons. NCBI's taxonomy places the organism in Eukaryota, Metazoa, Chordata, Mammalia, Artiodactyla, Bovidae.
AGCUUUACCAUGAACCUGGCGCACGCUUGGCGUUAGGAGAAAUUUCUGAAGCCGGAGGGGGAGUCAAGGAAAUUCUUUGGUUGCUAAGUGUGAGUGAAGACACCCAGGAUGGCUCAGGGAUCCGGGGAUCAGAAAGCAGUGGGGAUCACGGACCCGGAGGAGAGUUCUCCAAAUAUGAUAGUCUACCGCAAAAUUGAAGACAUCAUUACAAAGAUGCAAGAUGACAAGACAGGGGGUGUGCCCGUCAGAACAGUGAAGAGCUUUCUCUCCAAAAUCCCCAGUGUUGUCACAGGUACAGACAUUGUACAGUGGCUUAUGAAGAACCUUUCCAUCGAGGACCCAGUUGAAGCAAUACACUUGGGAAGCCUUAUAGCUGCCCAGGGCUACGUCUUUCCCAUCUCAGACCAUGUUCUUACCAUGAAAGAUGAUGGCACGUUUUAUCGUUUCCAGGCCCCAUACUUCUGGCCUUCAAAUUGCUGGGAACCUGAAAACACGGACUAUGCCAUCUACCUCUGUAAGAGGACAAUGCAGAAUAAAGCAAGGCUGGAACUGGCAGACUAUGAAGCAGAAAACUUAGCAAGACUCCAGAGGGCCUUUGCAAGGAAGUGGGAAUUCAUCUUUAUGCAAGCAGAAGCACAAGUCAAGAUUGAUCGGAAAAAGGAUAAAACAGAAAGGAAAAUUUUGGAUAGUCAAGAACGAGCCUUUUGGGAUGUCCACAGGCCAGUGCCAGGCUGUGUGAACACAACAGAAAUGGAUAUCAGAAAAUGUCGACGUUUGAAGAACCCACAAAAGGUUAAAAAGUCUGUGUACGGUGUGACUGAAGAAUCCCAGUCGCAAAGCCCGGUGCACAUCCCCAGUCAGCCAAUCAGGAAAACUACAAAAGAAGACGUCCGGAAACAAAUAACAUUUUUGAAUGCACAGAUUGACAGACAUUGUUUAAAAAUGUCCAAAGUGGCUGAAAGCUUAAUUGCUUACACGGAACAGUACGUGGAAUAUGACCCUUUGAUUACACCAGCUGAGCCGUCCAAUCCCUGGAUCAGUGAUGAUAUCACUUUAUGGGACAUAGAGAUGAGCAAAGAGCCCAGCCAGCAGCGAGUGAAGAGAUGGGGCUUCUCUUUCGAUGAGAUCUUGAAGGACCAGGUGGGGCGGGACCAGUUUCUACGAUUCCUGGAGUCGGAAUUCAGUUCAGAAAACCUCAGGUUCUGGUUGGCAGUCCAAGAUCUCAAGAAACAGCCCCUCCAGGAUGUGGCCAGGAGGGUGGAAGAAAUCUGGCAAGAGUUUCUGGCUCCCGGGGCCCCAAGCGCAAUCAACCUGGAUUCUCACAGCUAUGAGAUAACCAGUCAGAACGUCAAGGAUGGAGGGAGAUACACAUUCGAAGAUGCCCAGGAGCACAUCUACAAGCUGAUGAAGAGUGACAGCUACGCCCGCUUCCUCCGGUCCAGUGCUUACCAGGACUUGCUGCUGGCCAAGAAGAAGCCAGAAAGUGAGCAAGGUCGUAGAACUUCCUUAGAAAAGUUCACUCGCAGUGUGUGCUGCUGGCGCAGAGUCAGAAUGGCCGCUGCAUUUCACCCCCGAGGCGGCUUCCUUCCAGCAGUGGGGAAAGUCACUGGCGGGCAAGCGCCUCACCGGCCUGAUGCAGUCCUCCUGACGGUCCCUGCCGCAGGGCCCGGGCCCGAGGACCACGCGGGCAGCCGGCGGCGCUCCACAUCCGCCGACAGAGCAUCCCUGCGGGGAGAUUUGGUCACUGUGAAGGAGAAGGAGUGAGGGCCGGGCCACGGCGGGGAGACGCGGUGCGUGAACCAGAGGGAGGCCAGAGAGAGCCCUCGGAGGCUGGGGUCGGCCGGGCAGAGGCCCCUGUUUACAAACCCCUCUCCUUGUACAGUCGUGCGCCAACGCCUCGCUCUGUAGGAGGUCCCAGACCCUCACGUGUUCUGGGGAGAGCGCCCGGCUGGGCUCCUGCUGUGAUUGUCCCCUGAGGUUCCAUUCUAUCAUCACUCCUCCCCGCUGUCUGGAGGAUCACGCCUUCCAGAGAACUCGAACUCGAGAGGACCCGCCGCCCCCAAGCACAUUCAGUAUUACCACCCACCGCCUGUGGUGCACCCGCGGCGCCCGCCCCAGUCACACCACUGUGUCCCAACUGCCUCCCGCCUGCCCCAUCACUGCGGCCACCACGUGUAAGGAGCCGAACCCGGCUGCCCUCACACCACGCCCCGGCACCCCCCCCCCCCAAUCACAGGGUCAGCACUGAGCCGCCUCGAGGAUCACAGCACUUCACGGUCUUCCAACCCGCUUUGAGGCCACCUUUCAAAGGGGUCGCCACAAGGCACUAGCGGCUGCCCCCUCUCCCGUCAACCGUCUGGAGGAUCCAACACCAGAGGAGGCCCUGAUGGCAAUGAAAGAGCUUGUGGUUUAACAGCCCUGAAGGUCCUGACCAUCUUUUAAAAUUUUUGAUUAUUUUGUAAUUUAUUCUGUUGCAGCCCCUCGCUCCUUGGUGUGUCCCCGCGUGUCUUACUUAAAAUAAAUGUGGCGGUGAACUUGGGGGCCCUUGGGAUCCUCCCCUCCGACAGCUCCACGUGGGAGCUGGGGGAUUCAGGCUGGGAGUCCUGGGUGUGGCCGGGCCCCUGAGGCCAGGUCUCAGUUGUGUCUGAAGCCAGGGGGGAGGCCAGGGCCCACUGGUCCUCUGAUGGCCUAGCAAAGGCACUGUCCUCCGCAAUGUCCGUGAUCAUGGAGAAACGCAAGCACAGAGCCCAACCUGCGAACACCUGCAUAAUAUCCACUUGUGUGUGUCAGAGUAACCAUCUGCCAACUUGGCGGUGAGGGAGUCAUGCAGAGCAUGGAGUCAGGUGCCUGGCGCACAGUAGGUGCUUGGCAAAUGGUAGCUAUUACUCUCACUGUUGUCACUGUCAUUAUUGUGACUCCCAUGAGCCCCCGGACAGAGUGGUAUAAGCCACAUGCUUUUGAAUUCAGACACUCACCCACCGCACCCCCAUACCCUCCCCCAACUAUGAUGACCAUCUUCCUUUGAUGUAUUUUGGCCAGAGGUAGAAAAUAUCCUUUGGGAGUAUAUAAACAGCAAACACAGAAGCAAAACAGCCAUCACUGGUAUUUCUUUACUUAUGUGGGCAGAUUCACCAGCUGGUGAGUCUCAUAAGCUUGUUUGCAGGCGCUGUCUCCUGGGUGCUCCCCUAGGACCACCUUUCCAAGCCCACCUUUGUGCUGUGUCCCCAGGGCACCAGCUUCUAUCCCUCACAGCAGGGCCACCGACGCCAUGAGGGGUCGUGAUCAUGGUGGCACCUCAGUGGAUUCUUGAGUCCCGUGCCUCAGUUUCGCCCAUGGCAGUAGUUGGUCUCUUUUAGAGGUACAGUGGAAAUUAGAGACAUUCUGUUUCAUCCUCAGAGCUAUACACCCAGGUUCCUGGCAGACACUCCCCGCAACCCUUGCUCGUUCCAGGAGACCUGGACACAAAACCUGGCACCUGGCAGACACUGGGCAACUGCUUGAUGAGGAAAUGAGUUCCCUGAAGCCUUUUCCCAUGUGGGGUCUGCUGACCCCCUCCUCUCUUCAUCACAUGCUUUUGAAUCCCCUUGCUUUUCAUACUGAUCUCCUGUUUCAGAGCAGAAGUGCUGCUCAGGCUCCCCUGCACCCAACAUUGUCCCAAGGAAGCAGCUCCUGCCAAGGUGCCCCGUCCAUGCUGACACGGACGCACAGGGUCUGUGGACACUGGCAGUUCUAGAACAGCAGGUCCCUCUAUGCCCUUAGUUAGCCCGGGCAAGAUCCUGGCUGCCUCCUGUCCUUCCUCCUGGCCGCAGUCAGGGCCCAGGUGGUCUCCCUGGCCAGGAUGUCAGUGCCACCCAGCUGAGGUUCCUGGAGCUCCCCAGAAGGGUCCGAGGCAGGCGGACUGCAGCCCUGAGAAGGAGCGGGCUGAGGGCAUCCUGACACCUCUGGGGACAUCCCGCAGGCUCGAUAGACGUGAAGGCAAUUUCGGAUGGAUUCAAACCCAGAGCAAUAAUCCCCUCAUCCUGCCUCCCAACCAAGGCACACUCUGUCUUGUGACCACCAUCACGUGCCACCCCCACAGCAAGUCACACCCAGAAAUGGGGGAGAGAACAGGAUUGUGCCACCCAAAUUGGCUAAUCCAAGGGCAGCCUACUCGACCUAGUUCACAUAGGCUGGGCACUUAGUCCAAGGGCAGUCUACCACGCAGACCUUAGAAUGCAAGAACGCUUAGAAAAAGCAUCCCAGGUGGCGCUAGGUAAAGAACCCGGGCAGGUAAAGAACCUGCCUGCAAGUGCAGGAGACGUGA